Cutaneotrichosporon oleaginosum is the source of this 267-nucleotide messenger RNA. RefSeq lists its product as uncharacterized. The record is from RefSeq and is a predicted model, not a curated record. Lineage: Eukaryota; Fungi; Basidiomycota; Tremellomycetes; Trichosporonales; Trichosporonaceae. Gene Ontology annotation, cellular component: oligosaccharyltransferase complex.
AUGACGUCCGACGUGUCGACCACUAACGCGUCUCAGCUUCACUCACCUACAUUGGACCAGCGCAACUUGAUUGUUCCUCCCCAAAACCCGCGCUCUCGGACCAGCCCGCACCUCACGCUCCCUUACCGUUGUCCGUCCUCCCGCAUAAUGAUCUCCGACGGCACCCUCACAGAUCUUUCGAAUGGCCUCGGCGUCGCCGCGAUGGUCCUCAUUAUCGCAUACCACUUUGUCGCAGUUAACGGGAAGCGCAUCAAGGAGAGGCAAUGA